UGUAGCUUCACUUUCCACAUACCUCAUUAUAUGUGUCAUCAUGCACCUUUAGGCUUUGCUUUGUCUACCUCCUCUCUUCAUCUUCAACCCCUUACCUCUCUCUUACUUCCAACUUUCACUUUUUUCACCGCCUCCCAUAAAAUACUAAAUAUUUAUUCUUUUCUAAACCAAAAGCAGUUAAAAGACUGCAAGUUUGCAAACAUAUGUGUGUGAGAGAGAGAGAGAUCUAAUCCCCCCAUUAUCAUCUCCUCUUAUAAGUUUGGAACCUAACAAGCCAUCACUCUCUUGGGUUUUCUCUUAAUUCUAUUCUGAAACUCCCUUGGAUGUGUGUGUGUGUGUGAGAGAGAGAGAGAGAGAGAGAGGAUCCAGUUCAUCAUAUCUCAGCUUCUGCUGAUAAGGUUGACAACAUAACAAAAGAUUGAAUCAUCAAACUGAAAAUAGAAGCUUAAUUGAUAUAUAUAUAUAUGUUAGAAAAAAUGGCAGAAGAAGCAAACUCUAAUGGUUCCAUUCAAAAUCCAAUUGGUGGAUCCAAUCCUCUCACCAUAAAGAAGAAGAGAAACCUCCCAGGAAAUCCAGAUCCUGAAGCCGAAGUAAUCGCUUUAUCACCCAAGACUCUGAUGGCCACUAACAGAUUCUUGUGUGAGAUAUGUGGGAAAGGGUUUCAAAGGGAUCAAAACUUGCAGCUGCAUAGGAGAGGACACAAUCUGCCAUGGAAGCUCAAGCAAAGGACUAGCAAGGAGAUCAGGAAGCGCGUGUAUGUGUGCCCGGAAAAGACUUGUGUCCACAACCACCCUUCGAGGGCUCUGGGGGAUCUAACAGGGAUAAAGAAGCACUUCUGUCGAAAGCACGGGGAGAAGAAGUGGAAGUGUGAGAAGUGCUCAAAGAGGUAUGCUGUGCAGUCAGACUGGAAAGCCCACUCCAAAACUUGUGGCACCAGGGAAUACAAAUGUGAUUGUGGGACUAUAUUUUCGCGGCGAGAUAGCUUCAUCACUCAUAGAGCCUUUUGCGAUGCCUUAGCAGAAGAAACGGCUAGAGUUAACGCUGCAUCCAACUUCAACAUAACACCAAGCAAUAUCAAUCAUCAUUUCAUGGGAACUUUAGUAGGGCCUCCUAGCAUGGCACAACAUUUCUCCUCCAUUUUCAAGCCGGUCUCAACGAACGAUGAAACCAUAGAUCCAAGAACGCGGGGACUCUCAUUGUGGACCGGCCAAGGACCCCAAGGUCAUCAUGAUCAAGUGACGAGCAACAAUCUCCAACAGAUACAUCAGACAGGGUCACUGAGUUCAGGAGCAGUAUAUGGUGACACAUUUGUUGCAUGUUCAAACCCCCCACCAUCAAAUUUUCAGCUGAAUUGGAUGUUAGGAAGCAAUAAGUCUUCAGAUAAUGCUGAAGAACUAACAAGCACUUCACUCCCCUUGAGAAAUGCUAACCCUGCAGGAGGAGGUCAGCUGCUUGUGAGUGUUCCUUCCUUGUACACCACCCAACACCAGUCUCAUCAAACACCUAAUUCCGCGAAUAUGUCCGCGACAGCUUUGCUGCAGAAAGCUGCCCAAAUUGGGGCAACUUCAAGUGACACGUCAUACCUAGGGAGCUUUGGAUUGAAGUGCAAUAAUAAUAAUAACAAUCAAAUCCAAGAUGGUAACAAGUUCUGUGGACUCUAUGGUACAAAUCUAGUUGCCAAUAAUAUCGGAAGUGAUAUUGAGAGCGCAGUGAGCGAUCUCUCAACUUUGAAUCACUUGCAGAUGUACCCCUCGAAGCGCAGGAAUGUACAGACUGAUCAUCAAGAUAGUGCUGGAGGAGGAGGGCAAACCAGGGAUUUUUUGGGUGUUGGUGUACAAUCCAUCUGCCAUCCAUCAUCAAUCAAUGGGUGGAUUUGAUUAUAUGGGAAUUCCAUGUUUUGUCAAAAGGAAAGCAAAGUUGAUGAUAAUAAAGUGGAGUUGGGGGUGAGAGAGAGAGAGAGAGAGAGAGAAUAUGUGGUUUUUAGUAUAUGCAAAAACUUUGCAAAGAGAAAAAGGUGGGGAUUGAGUGCUUGAUGGGAGCUAAAAGUUGUGCCUUACAAAACUAUUCAAGUGCUAUAACUUGAGAGGAAGGAGAUCCAUGCAUAUUCUCUUGAACCUAGCGUGAAAGCUGCUUCCUUUAAAAUGGUAGCUUUUAUUUUUUGAUAAAAGGGGGUGAGUAGUGGGGGCAAAGAAAGAGAGGUUCCCUUUUUAACUCCAUUAUUGCAAUGUUUUCAUCUCUCUAUUCAUGUGGUGGUUCUCCUUUUGAACUGGAUUCAAAAGAAAAUUUCAGUGGCGCCAAAAAGGUUGAUUCUAGUUUAAGUUGUAGGAUAAUCCUACUGGUUAGAAUAAAUUAUGUAGCUUUUCUUUUAUUCAA
Molecule: messenger RNA, 2373 nt
Organism: Cornus florida
Lineage: Eukaryota; Viridiplantae; Streptophyta; Magnoliopsida; Cornales; Cornaceae
Product: zinc finger protein MAGPIE-like
Exons: 4
Coding region: 465-1877 (470 amino acids)
Cellular component (GO): nucleus
Molecular function (GO): DNA-binding transcription factor activity
Source: RefSeq, a predicted model, not a curated record